ACUGAAUCUCUGAGUGGUCGGUCGCGCUGUCUCUCGUCCCAGCAGCAGUCAAGCCCAAGCCCAAACCCAAUCCCAGUCCCAGCGAAAGUGUUCCAAGGCAAAGUGUUAAUAUACGGAGUGCGAAAUGCGUUACCUGGCAUUGAGUGCGCUCUUUGUGUGCCUGGCCCUCGCCGGGCACUGCCAAAUCGCAGCAGGCUACAAGAGCGAGAUCGAGAUCACGCCAGCCCCGCUGGACGUGGUUGAGGCUACAACAAAGAAGUCCAGCUGGUUCGGCGGCUUCAAGAAGUUCUUCGGCAGCAGCGGCGAUCCGUCCGCUACGGAGGCCACCACCAGCACCACGUCAACGACUACCACCGCCAGGCCAAGCUCUGUGGCUGCCACUCCCGCGGCCGCCCAGAAGCCCCCGCCGCUGGUAAUCUCUCAUGCCCCGCUGAUGCCCUUGGGCCCACGGCCUGAUACCCCCAGCUCCUCCCCUUUCGGAGCUGCAAACGCUCCCCAGUGGCCCUCAGACGGAGUGGGUGUCGGUAGUCGCACCUCCAGCACUAAGCCGCCCCAUCAACCACCCCAGGGACGUCCCCAGGAAGCAGGCGGGGUACCCAAUUUGCCCCCUGGAUUCGCCCCCUACCGCCCCCAGAAGCCGCAGCCGAACAGCUACGAUUUGAGCUACGGCGGUGGUGGCGGUGCAGGCAGUGCAGGAGGUGCGGCCGGACGUCCGGGCCUGGAUCCACUGGCAAGCUUCGGGGGAACAACCUCCACCCAGCGACCAAAGACGCCCAAUGUCCAGCCCGGAUCCGGAACAUCGACAGCCAAGCCACAGCUGAAGGAGGAUUUCCCGGCGCUGCCCGGUCCCCGCCGCCCAUCCGUGAAAGAAGAAUAUCCGCCUCUGCCCGCGGUCCAGUCCCCUUCGGUACCUUCCUCUCCCAAUGCUCUUCCCACUCCCACACCCACUCCGUCUCCGACUCCGACUCCUUCAUCGCCCUCCGCCUGGGGACGGCCUCUGCCCACGCCCGUGCACCCACUGGACCCCGUGCAUCCGGCCAAACCCUCGACCAAUCCGACGCCCGCCAAUGGAGUGUCCUUUGUGCCGCAUACAGGGGGAACGGGAGGACAAAGCAGUGCAGGGGGAGCUGCCACGACCACAGUUCGGCCGGGCUUCCAUUCGUCCGGCAACUCGGUGGCCAGCGACGAUGAGAUCCGCCAGCUGACAGAGCAGCUGUACACUAAAGAGAGCAACAGCCAGAUCAGCCUGGUCCAGGUGAACCUGCAAGGGCGAACGCGCUCCAUCGACAGUGCCGACGAGGCCCCCAAUCCACUCCUCCAGGUGGACGCCAAGGCCUUCGAGUCCCCGACCAUUGCCAAGAUGAAAUUGCUCUUCAAUAACUACGAGCACGACACACUGGUCAACGAGCACGUGACGGCCAACGAGCGGAAGGAGGAGAACGACUUCCUGGACGCAGUGAUGGCCACAUCGGUGAUGCGGCAUGCGAUGCAGUUCCUGCAGCAGAAGGGCCUGGUUACGCCCGACCCCAAGACGCACCGCGACCUGGUCAAGGAGCUGUGGUUCACUCAGUACUCGCGCGGUCAGGGCAAGAUCGGCAGCUCCGGCUUCGAGCACGUCUUCGUCUACGAGGUCAAGAACGGAACCAUCAUAGGCUUCCACAACUGGGUGUACAUCAGCGAGGAGGAGCAGGCGGGUCGCCUCGACUACAAGGGUUACAUGAAGGAGCAGGACAUUGGCACGAAAGGAAAGGUGCUGAAGAUCCGCUUCGCCCACCAAGGACAGAACAAGCCCGUGAACACCGUCUUCGUGGGCACCUCGCCGGAGCUGGAGCUGGCCCUGUACACGGUCUGUUUUCAACUGCGUCCCGACCGCACCUGCCCCGUCUCCCUGGGCAACAGCAAGUUCGGCAUCGUCACCUACUCCUGGCGCUACCGAGGGAAGAACCUGAUUGGCAGCGCAUACCCCGAGAUCUAAACAGUUGAACAGUCUAUUCCUGUAGUCCUAUAUAAACUAUUUUUUUUUGACGCUGUAAUAAAUAAAGAAAAGUGCACGAAUA
This is a messenger RNA of Drosophila persimilis, 2057 nucleotides long. Its product is annotated as poly(U)-specific endoribonuclease homolog. Lineage: Eukaryota; Metazoa; Arthropoda; Insecta; Diptera; Drosophilidae. The record is from RefSeq and is a predicted model, not a curated record. The coding region runs from base 125 to 1975 and encodes 616 amino acids. Gene Ontology annotation, molecular function: RNA endonuclease activity. The transcript has 4 exons.